Molecule: messenger RNA, 633 nt
Organism: Strongylocentrotus purpuratus (purple sea urchin)
Lineage: Eukaryota; Metazoa; Echinodermata; Echinoidea; Camarodonta; Strongylocentrotidae
Product: C-C chemokine receptor type 1-like
Exons: 2
Coding region: 1-633 (210 amino acids)
Biological process (GO): G protein-coupled receptor signaling pathway
Cellular component (GO): membrane
Molecular function (GO): G protein-coupled receptor activity
Source: RefSeq, a predicted model, not a curated record
AUGGCGUCUUUUCCAGAAUUAAUGCUCACUACGCCAAGACUCGCCAACGGCUUUGAAACAACCACGAACGAUACGGACGUCGACGAUCCAACGGCAUGGGCGUCGUCCUAUUCGUCAUCGUAUGACUACGACAACUCUCUCGAUCUCCUGACCAACGUGCCCGUCUUCGCCGUCUACGCCAUCACCUUCCUGGUCGGCAUGACAGGCAAUCUCCUCGUCAUCUUCGCCGUCGUCAAGAGCCGUCGACUCCACAACGUCACCUGCUUCUUCCUGGCCAACCUGGCAGUCGCCGACCUCCUAACCGUCGUGUUCCUCAUCCCCCUUCAGAUCAUCGUCCAUAGUAGUGAUCAUUGGAAUCUUGGGGAUGUCAUGUGCCGGCUGGUAGCCUACGUGGGGGUCAUCUCACCCGCCCUCACCAAUGACGAACGUCAUCAACGAUCACACACACCCUCACCCAUAACGCACACACCCGCACCCAUCACGCACACCCUCACCAACAACGCUCACCCUCACAGACAACGCUCACCCUCAUCCAUCACGCACACCCUUACCAACAACGCCCAACCCCAUCCAUCACGCACACCCUCACCCAUCACGCACACCCUCACUGACAACGCACACCCGCAUCCAUAA